This is a messenger RNA of Spinacia oleracea (spinach), 629 nucleotides long. Its product is annotated as wall-associated receptor kinase 4-like. The coding region runs from base 108 to 629 and encodes 173 amino acids. The transcript has a single exon. Lineage: Eukaryota; Viridiplantae; Streptophyta; Magnoliopsida; Caryophyllales; Amaranthaceae. Gene Ontology annotation, molecular function: polysaccharide binding. The record is from RefSeq and is a predicted model, not a curated record.
ACUUUUGUUUAGUCAUCUUGUUCUAGAUUUAUUAGUCAUUUAUAUAUUUAGAAUUUUCAUUUGUCUUCCUUGGGUUACCUAACAAAACACAUGAAAUAAAUCCCAAAAUGCGGAUAGAGAAGUUUGGUUGGGGUGAUCGAACACUCGUACUGAUUGUUGCCGCAAUAUUAAUGGGCGUAGGCGAAGAAGUUGCUUCUGGCACUAGUAUCUCACAAAUAGCCCUCCCAAAUUGCCCUGAAAAAUGCGGCGAUGUGGCCAUCCCUUACCCUUUCGGUAUAGGGGAUGGGUGCUACUAUGAUCACCCUGUAGACGGUUUAUUCUACAAUAUCACUUGCGACUAUAGUAAAGUCCCACCGGUUCCAACAUACGGUCCAGACAUUGAGAUAGUGAAUAUCACCUUAGAUGGUGAAUUUCGAAUACUUAACCAAAAUUCCUAUGUUUGUUAUGAUAGGUUCGGUAACCUUACCAAUGAUUAUUGGAAUUGGAUUGGAAUAUCAACAUUUGCUCUUUCGACUACCCAAAAUAUUGCUGGUGCUAUUGGUUGCGACACCUUUGGAUCGUUCUCUGGUACGGGGAGCACGAGUAUUAUUACUAGAACUCUAGAAGUAAAUUUCAGUCUGGGUGUUUGA